GCUGUCUGUAUCUUCUAUCUAGUGCUGCGUGCCCUGGACACUAUAGAGGAUGACAUGACCAUCAGCCUGGAUGUCAAGGUCCCCAUGCUGCACGAGUUCCACUCCUUCCUCUACCAACCAGAGUGGAAAUACACAGAGAGCAAGGAGAAGGACAGGCAGGUGCUCGAGGACUUCCCCACGAUCUCCAUGGAGUUCAGGAACCUCUCCAAGGUCUACCAGGAUGUCAUUUCAGAUGUUUGCCACAAGAUGGGCGUGGGGAUGGCAGAGUUCUUGGAGAAGAAGGUGGACUCCCAGCACGAGUGGGAUGAGUACUGUCACUACGUGGCAGGGCUGGUGGGGAUCGGCCUCUCCAGGCUCUUCUCUGCCUCAGAGCUGGAGGAUCCCAUCAUCGGGCAGGACACACAGCUGGCCAACUCCAUGGGCCUCUUCCUGCAGAAAACCAACAUCAUCCGUGACUACCUGGAGGACCAGCUGGAGGGAAGAGAGUUCUGGCCCAGAGAGGUUUGGAGCAGAUAUGCCAAGAAGCUCUCAGAUCUUGCCAAGCCAGAGAACAUUGAUGGGGCUGUCCAGUGUCUGAACGAGCUGGUGACCAACGCCCUGCACCACGUCCCUGACGUCCUCACCUACCUGUCCCGCCUCAGGAACCAGAGUGUCUUCAACUUCUGUGCCAUCCCCCAGGUGAUGGCUAUUGCCACGUUGGCUGCCUGCUACAACAACAAGCAGGUGUUCAGGGGUGUGGUGAAGAUCCGGAAGGGACAAGCUGUCACUCUGAUGAUGGAUGCCACAAACAUCCAGGCUGUCAGAGCCAUCAUGUACCAGUAUGUGGAAGAGAUCCACCAGAAGAUCCCCAGCGGGGACCCCUCCUCCAAGAAGACCCAGCAGGUGGUGGGCUCCAUCCGUGCCCUGAGCUCGCCCGGCGGCCCCAUGGCCUCCCGCCCACACUACUCCCCCAUCUACCUGUCCCUGGCCAUGCUCCUGGCAGCCCUCAGCUGGCAGUACCUCAGCACCAUCUCCAGGGCCGCCGAGGAGUACGUCCAGGAGAACUGA
Merops nubicus (carmine bee-eater) is the source of this 1047-nucleotide messenger RNA. RefSeq names its product farnesyl-diphosphate farnesyltransferase 1 (gene FDFT1). The record is from RefSeq and is a predicted model, not a curated record. Gene Ontology annotation, molecular function: squalene synthase [NAD(P)H] activity. The transcript is spliced from 6 exons. Gene Ontology annotation, cellular component: endoplasmic reticulum membrane. Gene Ontology annotation, biological process: cholesterol biosynthetic process; farnesyl diphosphate metabolic process. Bases 55 to 1047 code for a protein of 330 amino acids. Lineage: Eukaryota; Metazoa; Chordata; Aves; Coraciiformes; Meropidae.